This is a messenger RNA of Aspergillus ochraceoroseus IBT 24754, 1134 nucleotides long. It is a transcript of the gene bbp, whose product is annotated as putative zinc knuckle transcription factor/splicing factor MSL5/ZFM1. The record is from RefSeq and is a predicted model, not a curated record. The coding region runs from base 83 to 1000 and encodes 305 amino acids. Lineage: Eukaryota; Fungi; Ascomycota; Eurotiomycetes; Eurotiales; Aspergillaceae. Gene Ontology annotation, biological process: regulation of mRNA splicing, via spliceosome. The transcript has 6 exons. Gene Ontology annotation, molecular function: mRNA binding. Gene Ontology annotation, cellular component: nucleus.
UUCCUUCUCUCCACUACCAGAUAUCCCAUUUUUACUUACCAACAGUUUAGCUUUUAUCAUCUACCCAAACGCCCUGGGAAAGAUGGCCUGGCGAAACCAAGGAAUCACAGGCUCCAAUAAUGUGCCUUUGGGCAAUAGGAGACGCUUCGGUGGUGACAACCCCGAGGAGGAGAGUCGCACCGCGACACCUUCGUCCGCCGCCGGGGAUAAACGUGGUCGAAGUCCUGUUCGAGCCGACCCCCCAGUUGACGGCGUGAAAAAGCGCAAGAAGCGCAACCGUUGGGGCGAUGCUCAGGAGAACAAGGCCGCCGGUCUGAUGGGUUUACCCACGAUGAUCAUGGCAAACUUCACCAAUGAACAGCUUGAGGCUUACACUCUCCAUCUGCGUAUAGAGGAGAUCAGCCAAAAGCUGAGGAUUAAUGAUGUCGUCCCCGCGGAUGGCGACAGGUCUCCGUCUCCCCCGCCUCAGUACGAUAACUUUGGAAGACGUGUUAACACUAGGGAAUACCGCUAUCGGAAACGUCUCGAAGAUGAGCGCCACAAGCUCAUUGAAAAGGCGAUGAAGACUAUCCCUAACUAUCACCCGCCUUCUGACUACAGGCGCCCUACUAAGACCCAGGAGAAGGUCUAUGUGCCAGUGAAUGACUAUCCAGAGAUUAACUUCAUUGGCUUACUUAUAGGACCCCGUGGAAAUACCCUGAAGAAAAUGGAGAGCGAGUCCGGUGCUAAAAUUGCUAUCCGAGGCAAAGGCUCCGUCAAGGAAGGAAAAGGUCGCUCUGAUGCCGCUCACGCUAGCAACCAGGAAGAAGAUCUCCAUUGUUUGAUCAUGGCAGAUACCGAAGAAAAGGUCAACAAAGCGAAGAAGUUGGUGCACAACGUUAUUGAAACGGCCGCCUCCAUUCCAGAAGGCCAGAACGAGCUCAAGAGGAAUCAGCUCCGAGAGCUUGCUGCGCUCAACGGUACUCUUCGUGACGAUGAGAACCAAGCUUGCCAGAACUAAAAAAAAAACUAGGUGGCCAAAUCGGACAUCGCAAAUAUGACUGCCCUGAACAGCGCAACUUCACUGCCAAUAUUAUAUGUCGUGUUUGCGGCAACGCAGGACACAUGGCUCGUGAUUGUCCAGAUCGCCAGAGA